AUGGAUCAUUCAAAGAAGCAGAAGAAGAACAAAACGAAGGCUGUUCAAGAAGAAGUUCAAGAAGAAGUCCAAGGUAGAGUACAGUGUGCUAGCGUGAUGGAUCAAUUGCACGAGGAGAUGACACAAUACAACAAUCAACAGGGAAGGUCAAGAAGUGAUAACAUCAAUGUCACCCUUCAAAAUCCUGCCGAACGGCUUGCAAUACAACCGGAAUAG
Cylindrotheca closterium is the source of this 216-nucleotide messenger RNA. The record is from the annotation of a GenBank genome assembly. Lineage: Eukaryota; Bacillariophyta; Bacillariophyceae; Bacillariales; Bacillariaceae.